Molecule: messenger RNA, 1290 nt
Organism: Endocarpon pusillum Z07020
Lineage: Eukaryota; Fungi; Ascomycota; Eurotiomycetes; Verrucariales; Verrucariaceae
Exons: 4
Coding region: 1-1290 (429 amino acids)
Source: RefSeq, a predicted model, not a curated record
AUGUCAGGCUCAACAUCGUUGUCGGUAUCUCGACUCGACAUGGGCGGCUUUAACUGUGGCAUCAAAAUAGUGCCCGGCCAACCAAAGUCGGCUUGGACAUGUCCAUGUGGUCUGGGAUACUGGGAUGCCGUCAAGAGUGAAUUCAUCACCGGCGACCGUGUCCGGAGACGCGAGGCUCUAAAUCGGGCGGACUAUGAAGCCCAUCUACGAGAAUGUUCGCAAUGCCACGCGCAGGCUCAACAAGAUGGUCUUACCUCAGUUUCUAGCCAAGAGGAAGGCCAGGAAACGCAAUCGGGCGCUCGUACACGACCGUCGACGAAAACUUCGGAUAGUCGCAUCAGUCACCCAAUUCCUGCGAGACAACGCCAAUAUUUUCUUCCGAUGGACCGCAUACGUCCCGAAGUCAUUCAGGGAUCCAUCAAGACAUACCUGGGUGCUGAUGCUUCCGUCAAGCUUUCAACUAAUCGGGACGGUACACCUGGCUAUAUCAUACAUUCGAACAAUCCCCCCACAGUGGAGAUAAUAUCCGAGCUUAUGCGACUGUCCCUACCUCCGGAGACUGCUGCGCCUGUUGCCAGUGGGCAUGGCCAAAGACCGCCAUUAAUUGACCGAACCGAACCGCGGUAUGAUAAGCGCGGCUUGAAUCCAUACACUGCACUGGAUCCGAAUACCUACCCACAGGUGGAUCGGGGCUCAAGUCAACAGCCAGAGACAAGAAUACAUCAACAACUAGAAAGGAUGUCGUUGCAGCAGUCAGACCCUCGAUCACAUCAUCACCAAGAGCCUCCAUCAUAUCAGCACCAAGAUCCAAGAUCACAGCAACCACCACAAGAUCUAGGGGCUUAUCCACAUACACAAGAUUCGAGAACGGCUUAUACCGACCCCCGUACCGGCCAAACAUUGUACCAACCGUCACGAGAUCCAGAGGUUCGGCCUUAUCCACGAGAUCACGAAACGCCUUCGACCGAACAUUGGGUUGACCCAACACUACACCGAACACCGCAAGAUCCAAGGACGUAUCCGUACUCACAAGAGCCAAGAACUACUCAACCGAGCGUUCCCCGGCAAGAUCCGCAUUAUAAUGCAGAGACUCGGCCGAAAAUGAUCCAAGACAACGGAGGGACGGAAGGCGAUCUGCACAUGAUCAAAGGGAAGGUAAAGACAAGACCCGAAGGUAUCGACGGUGACCAAAGUCUUUCAACAUUUUUAGCCCUAAGCGGCGUUGGCAAACUCGUCGCACAACCGGUAGCGAGCCAUGUAUCAGCAGCCCAGAUGUUCCAUCCUCGAUGA